UCGACCCGCUUUAGUCGAGGCGGAACUUCCGGUUGGUGGUAUAAACUAACUGAGGCCUCUCCAUGCGGUUGUGAUCUAUCGGGGCAGUCGAAGCUAACACCGAAACGACAAAUACAAUGGCUGAGAAUGACGUUGACAACGAGCUCCUUGAUUAUGAAGAGGAUGAGGAGCCUCAAGGAGCCCCCGAGAGUGCAACCCCAGCAGGCAAGAAGGAGGUGAAAGGUUCCUAUGUUUCCAUCCACAGCUCUGGUUUCAGGGAUUUUCUUCUGAAGCCGGAGCUUCUCCGCGCCAUCAUUGACUGUGGUUUUGAGCAUCCAUCUGAAGUGCAGCAUGAAUGCAUCCCACAAGCUAUCCUGGGCAUGGACAUCCUGUGCCAAGCCAAAUCUGGUAUGGGCAAGACGGCUGUGUUUGUGUUGGCCACCCUGCAACAGAUCGAACCCGUUGACGGACAGGUGUCUGUAUUAGUCAUGUGUCACACACGAGAGCUGGCCUUCCAGAUCAGCAAAGAGUACGAGCGUUUCUCCAAGUACAUGCCCACCAUAAAAGCAGCCGUAUUCUUUGGUGGCCUGCCUAUCAAGAAAGACGAGGACGUCCUGAAGAAGAACUGCCCUCACAUUGUUGUCGGAACUCCCGGCCGUAUCCUCGCCCUGAUCCGGAACAAGACGCUCAGUCUGAAGAACGUCAAGCAUUUUGUCCUGGACGAGUGUGACAAAAUGCUGGAGCAGCUAGACAUGAGGCGUGAUGUUCAGGACAUCUUCCGGAUCACACCGCAUGAGAAGCAGGUCAUGAUGUUCAGUGCAACACUGAGUAAGGAAAUCCGUCCAGUGUGCCGCAAGUUCAUGCAAGAUCCCAUGGAGGUGUUUGUGGAUGACGAGACCAAACUUACACUCCACGGCCUGCAACAGUACUACUGCAAGCUGAAGGACAGCGAGAAAAACCGCAAGCUAUUUGACCUGCUUGAUGUGUUGGAGUUCAAUCAGGUGGUGAUCUUCGUCAAGUCAGUUCAGCGCUGUGUCGCUCUGUCCCAGCUACUGGUGGAGCAAAAUUUCCCUGCCAUUGCCAUCCACAGGGGAAUGGUUCAGGAGGAAAGGCUGUCUCGCUAUCAGCAAUUCAAAGACUUCCAGCGGCGGAUCCUGGUGGCCACAAACCUGUUUGGCCGAGGGAUGGACAUUGAGCGAGUGAAUAUCGUCUUCAACUACGACAUGCCAGAAGAUUCUGACACCUAUUUGCACAGGGUUGCCCGUGCUGGUAGGUUUGGGACCAAAGGCCUGGCUAUAACCUUUGUGUCAGACGAGACUGAUGCCAAGACUCUAAACGAUGUGCAGGACCGCUUUGAAGUCAAUGUAGCCGAGCUGCCAGAUGAGAUUGACAUCUCAUCUUACAUCGAGCAGUCCAGAUGAGUCCCCGGCCAAACGGCAGUCUGCUCUUCGUGGAUCUCGUCUUGUAUUUGGAAGUAGACGUACUUCACCAUUGAUUUGAAAGCUCUGCCUUUCCUCUGUUCACCAAACGUUUAUUUUUAUUGUCAGUUUUUAGGGGGGUUUGGUUUUAAUUUGUCUUCGUUUUGCUUAAUGGAAUUAAAACUUUUUAUAAAAUGUCAUUUUACUGUUGUGGUCACUUAUGAGGAUGCUGUCUCUGCUCAGUUUUCAUUGGUUUCAGUCUCAGCAGCGACAGAGCUUCAGGGAAACUUUCAGAGGAAUAUGUGAUAGGAGUCUGUGCUUUUUCUUUAUGUCCAAGCAAGAUUUGCAUAGGAGAUGUUUUGUUUUCCUUCCCAGUACAAAAAAAGUGGCUGUUUGGCUGGUAAUCAAAAAGUUGUAAAGACACAAAUUUGGCUCAUAUGGCAGCUCUUUCUAUGGAUUUUUAACUGAAUAUCCUCCAAUAAAUGAAGUCACCACAUGAA
Maylandia zebra (zebra mbuna) is the source of this 1897-nucleotide messenger RNA. RefSeq names its product DEAD (Asp-Glu-Ala-Asp) box polypeptide 39Ab (gene ddx39ab). The record is from RefSeq and is a predicted model, not a curated record. Gene Ontology annotation, molecular function: nucleic acid binding; RNA helicase activity; ATP binding. NCBI's taxonomy places the organism in Eukaryota, Metazoa, Chordata, Actinopteri, Cichliformes, Cichlidae.